Equus quagga is the source of this 3365-nucleotide messenger RNA. RefSeq names its product G protein-coupled receptor 37 (gene GPR37). The record is from RefSeq and is a predicted model, not a curated record. Lineage: Eukaryota; Metazoa; Chordata; Mammalia; Perissodactyla; Equidae. Gene Ontology annotation, biological process: adenylate cyclase-inhibiting G protein-coupled receptor signaling pathway; positive regulation of MAPK cascade. Gene Ontology annotation, cellular component: signaling receptor complex; plasma membrane. Gene Ontology annotation, molecular function: G protein-coupled peptide receptor activity; prosaposin receptor activity. The coding region runs from base 943 to 2784 and encodes 613 amino acids. The transcript is spliced from 2 exons.
AGUGCUCGGUGUCGCCGGCGCGCGCAGCGGCUGGAGCGGCAGGGAGAGGCCGGGCCACCUCCCCCUUCCCGGCCAUGCACCGCCUCGCCCACGGCGGUUCCAGGCACCACACUCUCCGCCCGGGCUGCGCCCGCUGUGGCAGCAACAAGCUCCUGCGGCCGCCGGCACCGUCCACGGAGGAGCAGCGCCCGCCCUCCCCACCCCCAUCACCGAUUCCCGUCUCCACCGGGACACGCCGCCCAGCAGUCCGCGCCGCCCCCUGGUCAACUUUGAGCAGGAGGAGAAGCAACUUUGACAGUGGCCGCGGAUUUCGAAUCCCGCUUCUCCUCGGCGGCAGCAGCCUCGCGGGUCGCUGGGGUUAGGCGGCACAAGAGUUUCCCGGGCGCCUCUGUGCUGCGUCUGGCGGUUUGCAACCUGUUUCCAGAGAGCAGGGAGCGGGAUUGUGGCUACUAGUCAUCUGAAGAAGGGGAACUUGUUUUUCUUUCCCUUUCACGACCUCGUCUUCUACUGGAUAAAGCAGUAUCGAAAGGAUGUAAAUAGGCAGAGCAACUGUUACCAAGAAGGCAACCAACCAAAGGCAGGGAGGAGCGUGGGGCUUCGUUGGGCUUCUCCCAGUCGCAACAUUAAUCAAUAGUCAGGUGUUGGUUGCAACUUUUCAAGGUCAGCCACCGGGAGCAGCGAUUCCCUCUCUGAACCUUGGGGAUACGCGGCACUUGGGUUGGAUUUGGCUGAGAAAUGCACAGGACGCCAAACGAGGAAGGAUUGUAGAGGGGGAGGGUUGUGACCCCAAGACCCAUCCCCCAACCUCCCCGUAAUCUCCCGUCCCCCGCAGCCGGGGCGGGGGUGAGUAUGUGACAUGUGUCUAACUCUCAGCAGCAACUUAGGCAGCAGGUGUCGGUCCUAAGCGGGAGCCGCGGCUGCCGGGCGCGUCCUCACGGAGCCAUGCGGGCCCCGGGGGCGCCUCUCGCCCGCACAUCGCGGCUGCUGCUUCUGCUACUGCUCAAGCUUUCUGCAUCUCUUGCCCUCGGGUCCGCCCCUGCGCCCAGGAACGAAACUUGUCUGGGGGAAAGCUGUGCACCUAUACUGAUCCAGCGUCGCAGCAGGGACGCUUGGGGACCACGAAAUUCUGCAGGAGACCUUCUGCUCACCCGUGCGCCCAGAGAGGAGGAGCAGGAGGCAGCGGCGCGCCUGGCGCCCUCGUGGGACCUACUGGUGGCCCGGGGCGGUGACCCAGGUGCAGGCAGAGGGGUGGAGGCGUCGGCAGAUGAGCCCUGGGGACCUCCAGCCAGACCGCCUGGCGCCUGGAGGUGGAAAGGUGCCCGGGGUCAGGAGCUCCCUGGAACUUUGGGGAGAGGGAACCCCACGGCUCUCCAACUCUUCCUUCAGACCUCAGAGGAGAAGAAGGGUCCCAGAGGCGCUGGCAUUUCCGGGAACAGCCAGGAGCCUAGUGUGAGGGCAGAACCCGGAACCAGCGACCUUUAUUACUGGCCAAGGAGAGCCGGGAAACUCCAGGGUUCCCGCCACGACCUCCCACCCAAGACGGUCAAUGGACCGUCCGGUUACGAAGGGCGGACGAUUGCACCCCCAGGCAGGGCGCUGGCCCAGAAUGGGUCCUCGGGUGAAGGGAUCCACGAACGCGGGGGUCCCCGCCGGGGCAACAGCACGAACCGACGUUUGCGACUGAAGAACCCAUUCUACCCCUUGACCCAGGAGUCAUACGGAGCCUAUGCGGUCACGUGUUUGUCGGUGGUGAUCUUCGGGACCGGCAUCAUUGGCAACCUGGCGGUGAUGUGUAUCGUGUGUCAUAACUAUUACAUGCGGAGCAUUUCCAACUCUCUGUUGGCCAACCUGGCCUUCUGGGACUUUCUCAUCAUCUUCUUCUGCCUUCCGCUUGUCAUCUUUCACGAGCUGACAAAGAAGUGGCUGCUGGAGGACUUCUCCUGCAAGAUUGUGCCCUAUAUCGAGGUUGCUUCUCUUGGAGUCACUACCUUCACCUUAUGUGCUCUCUGUAUAGACCGCUUCCGGGCCGCCACCAACGUACAGAUGUAUUAUGAAAUGAUCGAAAACUGUUCUUCAACAACUGCUAAACUUGCUGUUAUAUGGGUGGGCGCUCUACUGUUAGCUCUUCCAGAAGUUGUUCUCCGCCAGCUGAGCAAGGAGGAUUUGGGGUUGAGUGGCCGAGCUCCUGCGGAGCGCUGCAUUAUCAAGAUCUCUCCUGAUUUACCGGACACCAUCUAUGUUCUAGCCCUUACCUACGACAGUGCGAGGCUCUGGUGGUAUUUUGGCUGUUACUUCUGUUUGCCCACGCUUUUCACCAUCACCUGCUCUUUAGUGACUGCGAGGAAAAUCCGCAAAGCAGAGAAAGCCUGUACCCGAGGGAAUAAGCGGCAGAUUCAGCUAGAAAGCCAGAUGAACUGUACAGUGGUGGCUUUGACCAUUUUGUAUGGAUUUUGCAUUAUUCCUGAAAAUAUCUGCAAUAUUGUUACUGCCUACAUGGCCACAGGGGUUUCCCAGCAGACAAUGGAUCUUCUUAAUAUCAUCAGCCAGUUCCUUUUGUUCUUUAAGUCCUGUGUCACCCCGGUCCUCCUCUUCUGUCUGUGCAAACCCUUCAGUCGGGCGUUUAUGGAGUGCUGCUGCUGUUGCUGCGAGGAGUGCAUUCAGAAGUCUUCAACAGUCACCAGCGAUGACAAUGACAACGAGUACACCACAGAACUGGAACUCUCACCUUUUAGUACCAUCCGCCGUGAAAUGUCUACUUUUGCUUCCGUUGGAACUCAUUGCUGAAGGGCAGCCUUUGGUUUGGUUAGGUUGGUUUAUUUGCUUGAUUUUCAUAUCCUGUGCAGGUUUUUACUUUGUAUUUUUCCUGACUGGGAAAAAAUGCAAAAAGAGAGAAAUAUUAACUACUGUAGAACUGAUUUUGCAAAUUAAUAUUUGUGCUUUGAAAAAAAAGUUUAUAUUUAGUUAUUUAAGAAGUAUGAGAAGGCCAAUAGUUUUAGAUCAUUUUGUCUGGUAUGGUGCUAAUAUUUUAUUUGAAAACGUUACUGCACCUAAACUUAAUUAAUUGCUAAUUUUCUUUUAAAAUAUAAUCGCUGUAUGUUGAUUAUAGCCAUGUGAUUUUUGUAGGUUAUUUCAUGUUUGAGUUGUGAUUGAAAGUAUAUUGUAUAUUGAAUCGUGAGAUGAUUUGUGGUUAAGAAGCAUUCACAAAGUAGCACCAAAUAAAUUCCACUUUAUUCUUUAAUGUCAUUGUCAAUCUGCUUUUAACCCAGAUUCAAUAAAUCUUUAAAUUGCCUUAAAUGCACAAUUUCUGGCUCUAUGCACAAUUUAAAAUUGGCCUUAUUGUUUUAUAAUUCUAUUUUCCUUUAAGG